AUGGAGUCCAAUUUCUCUCUUUCCCUGAAUGCAACUCGGGAGGUACCACUGGAAUCCCCAGCCCACACCGCUGUGAGUAUCAUCUCCCUGGUGGUUUUAGGAGUCACCUUCGUCCUCGGCAUCCUGGGAAAUGGCCUUGUGAUCUGGGUGGCCGGCUUCCGGAUGAAACACACCGUCACCACCAUCUCUUACCUGAACCUGGCCCUGGCCGACUUCUCUUUCACCGCCACCCUGCCGUUCACCAUGACCACUCAGAUCAUGGGCAAGCACUGGCCUUUCGGUUGGUUCCUGUGCAAGUUAAUUUCAACGGUGGUGGACAUCAACCUGUUCGGAAGCGUCUUUCUCAUCGCUGCCAUCGCUCUGGACCGCUGCGUUUGCGUCCUGCAUCCGGUCUGGGUGCAGAACCACCGCACUGUGCGUCUGGCCAAGAAGGUGAUCCUCGGACCGUGGCUCCUGGCCCUGAUCUUCACGUUGCCCGUUAUCAUCCGGAUGACGACGAAAUCUAUUCCAGGAAAGACCGUCUGCACGUUGGACUUCGCACCCUGGACCAACGACCUGCUUGAGAAGCUGAGGGUGAACGUGACCAUGUUUCUGGUCCGAGGCAUCAUCCGGUUCAUCAUUGGCUUCAGCAUGCCGAUGCUCACGGUCGCCAUCUGCUACGGCCUGGUCGCCACCAAGAUCCACCGGCAGGGCCUGAUCAAUUCCAGCCGCCCCUUACGGGUCCUCUCCUCCGUCGUGCUGGCUUUUUUCCUCUGCUGGACCCCCUUCCAGCUGAUGGCCCUCAUCUACACGGUCAGAAUUGGAAGAGGUUGGCUGGUAACAAGCAAAGAAUUCGAAGUCGCCCUUGAUGUGGUCAGAGCGCUGGCCUUCUUCAACAGCUGCCUCAACCCCAUGCUGUAUGUCUUCAUGGGCCAGGACUUCCGCGAGAGGCUGCUCCAGUCCCUCCCUGCCAGUCUGGAGAGGGCCCUGACUGAGGACCCAGGCCAGAGCACUUCUACGGUCACAUCGAAUCAAGCUCCUUCGGAGGUGGAGCUCCAGGGCUUGUGA
Messenger RNA from Echinops telfairi (small Madagascar hedgehog), 1047 nucleotides. Its product is annotated as fMet-Leu-Phe receptor. Gene Ontology annotation, cellular component: plasma membrane. Lineage: Eukaryota; Metazoa; Chordata; Mammalia; Afrosoricida; Tenrecidae. The record is from RefSeq and is a predicted model, not a curated record. Gene Ontology annotation, molecular function: N-formyl peptide receptor activity; complement receptor activity. Gene Ontology annotation, biological process: inflammatory response; phospholipase C-activating G protein-coupled receptor signaling pathway; positive regulation of cytosolic calcium ion concentration.